Messenger RNA from Schistosoma curassoni, 1625 nucleotides. The record is from the annotation of a GenBank genome assembly. Lineage: Eukaryota; Metazoa; Platyhelminthes; Trematoda; Strigeidida; Schistosomatidae.
AUGUUUGUCACCAAUAUUUGUCGAAAUUCAUUAAAAGCGCAUAAGACGUAUGUGUUAAGUAAAGUCCUAUGCAGUCGGGGCUUUUUUGACUUAUUUUUUAAGUGCACUUCAAUGAGUUGGCAUCAGCCUGGUCUUGAUGUUAGUGCGGCUCCUUUACAUCAACUUACACCUCAUGGUCUAUUGUCAAAUGAAUAUCUUUCUGGGUUUGAUCAGAGUUCUGGUGGUAUGGAUUCGGAAAACGCACUCUUGACGGAGCAGCGUGCACAGUUGACAGGAAGAGAACUUCAACAACUUCUUAGUGUUGCUCACCAAAGUUUAGAUGAAGCUCAGGAAAGAAAACAGUCAUUAAAUAGUCAUAGAUUAAAGCCUGCUCUAUACAGUGUGUUCUGUGAAAUCAAGGAGAAAACAGCUCUAAGUUUGAGGAACUCAGCUGUUUCUGCUGUAGAAGAUGAAGCUAAUUCACCAGAUCCUCAGCUUUUACGCUUGGAUAAAAUGUUAGUUGCUGAAGGUGUAACAGGACCUGGCGGUAGUCUGAAUAAUGAUCUAAGUGACGGUCCUGGAGACUUGGGUGGGGGACCCGGUGAUUGUAAUCAAAUUGAACAUGCUGAUUAUCGCGCCAAAUUGUCUCAGAUUCGCCAGAUAUAUCAUGCAGAAUUGGAGAAAUAUAAAAAUGCGUGUGAUGAAUUCACAGGACAUGUUAUAAAUUUAUUGCGUGAACAGAGUCGUAGUCGACCUAUAAGUCCAGCAGAAAUUGAACUUAUGGUUGGUAUAAUUCGGAGGAAGUUUCGAGCAAUUGAAACACAGCUGAAACAAAGUACUUGUGAAGCAGUUAUGAUAUUGCGAUCUCGAUUUUUGGACGCUAGACGCAAACGUCGAAAUUUCAGUAAAGAAGCUACUGAAGUACUAAAUGAAUAUUUCUACUCUCAUUUGGCUAAUCCAUAUCCUUCAGAAGAAGCGAAAGAAGAAUUAGCCAAAAAAUGUGGGAUAACUGUUUCACAAGUCUCUAAUUGGUUUGGAAACAAACGUAUUCGGUACAAGAAGAACAUUGUAAAGGCUCAAGAGGAAGCAAAUAUGUAUGCUGCGGCAACAGCCGCGGCAGCAGCUGCUGCUGGAUCUGUGGCAUCUGGAACUGGUGGUCCAACAUCAUCUGAUGAACAUUCUGUUGGAUAUGGUCAUCCUGGCUAUGAAUAUGAUGAUUCUAUGAGCCUUCAAAGACCUGUCCCUCAAAUGUCCUGUCCACCUGAUCAUGACACUUGGAUGGGUGGGGGAGGAGCUGGAGUUCUCGGACCGGGUAGUUUAGAUGAACCCGACUGCAAACGUAGUAAACUUUGAGUACAUCUAUGCGUAUGCGACAAGCUGUUCAAAUAACUUCAUUCACUACAUUUUACAGCUGAUGAAUUCGCCUUGAAGUAACUUAUUUGAUAAGCAUAUAUAUGUAUAUGCAUUCUCUUCAUCUGUUGGUUUAUGUUCCAUAUUUCGUUAGUUCUGUAUUCCUUUAAAACAUGUGUUUUGUAGAGGAAAUAAUACCGGGUUUACGGAGUAAUCCCACGCAAUAUAUACAAGCGGCUAUGUGUAUUGUUAUAGGCUGAAUUGUCUCGGCUUUUUCUUGCCUUUUGUUCUAUUCU